AUGCCAAGCGCUCUUCGGGAUCAGACCUUAGCGAUUCUUCUGACGACGGCCUUGAUAUACCUAUCAAGGUGGAUACGGAGGCGGAAAGUGUCCCUGAAGCCGGCCUUCAUGUCUGCCGGCCAGGCGCAAGUAGAAUUAUCAUCCGCCCACAAGGCAUCCACCGAUAAAGGUGACGAACCUGAUCAUAUGGCGGAUGGCAGAGCCGCAUUGGCUCCGCGAGAAGUUUCAGAAACUCCUCAAUUGUCCGUGGGUAAAUCGACCUCUUCCGGCGAGCCCCACACCAGUGUCUCUCCACGCCCACAGAGUCGAUCUCCUAUCCCGGUUGAACCCGUGACUAGGCUGGAGUGGUCGGUAAGAAAGAUACUGGAUUCCCGGAUCCGCAAGCGAGAGGGCAAGGCGAUCCUGGAGUACCUUGUCGUAUGGGAGCCCACCUGGCAACUGCGACGAGACCUGAUUCUGGGCUGCCAUGCAUUGAUUGAAGAAUUCCAUGCGAAGUGGGGAGACGAGCGGCCCUCAACAACUAUGCUGGAGCGCCAUGAGCGUUUUGACGCGUAUCAUCUUCCUUCGAUCCCGGCUGAUCGUAAUGGUGUAACUACGUGGCUAAUAAAAAGGAUACUGAACUCUCGGAUCCGCGUACGAGGGGGCCAGGCAAUUCUGGAGUACCUUGUCGCAUGGAGGCCUACCUGGCAACCGCGGAGUGACCUGAUUCCGGGUUGCGAAGGGUUGGUCGGGGAAUACCAUGAGGAGUGGAAGGACAAGCGGCCUUCAUUGACUACCCUGGCGGGCUAUAGGCAUUUCAAGCAGAGACGGAGACCACGCAAGGGCAAUAGAUACAAGAUUGUAAAGUCGAGUGCUAAGCUGGGUUCAACGGAAGGAAUGAAGGAUAGCCAACACUUGAUUGUUAUCUCUUCGCUUAUAUCAAGGUCCUGUUUUCACACCGAGCACUUCGCGGCUAUUUUGUCAACUUAUAAGAUGGCCAAGUAG
This is a messenger RNA of Histoplasma mississippiense, 984 nucleotides long. RefSeq lists its product with no specific name. The transcript has 5 exons. The record is from RefSeq and is a predicted model, not a curated record. NCBI's taxonomy places the organism in Eukaryota, Fungi, Ascomycota, Eurotiomycetes, Onygenales, Ajellomycetaceae. Bases 1 to 984 code for a protein of 327 amino acids.